Molecule: messenger RNA, 2602 nt
Organism: Nomascus leucogenys (northern white-cheeked gibbon)
Lineage: Eukaryota; Metazoa; Chordata; Mammalia; Primates; Hylobatidae
Gene: ZNF639
Product: zinc finger protein 639
Biological process (GO): regulation of transcription by RNA polymerase II
Cellular component (GO): nucleus
Molecular function (GO): RNA polymerase II transcription regulatory region sequence-specific DNA binding; DNA-binding transcription factor activity, RNA polymerase II-specific
Source: RefSeq, a predicted model, not a curated record
UCCCCGCCCAGAAGAAGACUGCGGCGGCGCAAGGCCUCCGGCAGGGGGCGCAGGCCGCUAGGCCUCCCCCGGGGCUGCGGGCCGGUGGUCCCUCCCAGGCCGCGUGUGCGGUGCGUUCGCGCAGCCCGCUCCCUGCCCCCACCUCACCUCGUCACCUCCCAGCCUUCUCAGCGGGCCCCUGAGAUGCGCGGCGCAGGCGCGGAGCUAGGCGGCCAGGGCAGUGCGGCCGCGGAGCCUAGGCCUGGGGCCUGGCGCUCAGGGCCUGGGGCGCGCGGGGAGGGAGAGGGGUCGGCCCAGCACAGCGUCCGGGAGCGCUAGGGCCGGAGCAGCGCUGCCCGCCGCCGUGCGUCCGCGGGAAGGACCGUGCGGCCCCUCCGCCCGCGCUGUCGGCCGCCGCCGCCUCUGCGUGGGCCGGCCAGGCGGGCCUCGGGGGACUGACUGGCAUUUUUUACCAUCUACAGAAACUUACUGUAAUUCAUUUUUCCUCACUCCAGUAGUAAGAAUUAUACCAAAUUGAAAAGAUAUGAAUGAGUAUCCUAAAAAAAGAAAAAGGAAGACUCUACACCCUUCUCGUUACUCAGAUUCCUCUGGAAUAAGCAGAAUUGCAGAUGGAUUCAAUGGAAUUUUCUCAGACCAUUGUUACAGUGUCUGUUCUAUGAGACAGCCAGAUUUAAAAUAUUUUGACAACAAAGAUGAUGAUUCUGAUAUCGAGACAUCAAACGACUUGCCAAAAUUUGCAGAUGGAAUCAAGGCCAGAAACAGAAAUCAGAACUACCUGGUUCCCAGUCCUGUACUUAGAAUUCUAGACCACACUGCCUUUUCUUCAGAAAAAUCUGCUGAUAUUGAAAUUUGUGAUGAAGAGUGUGACUCACCUGAAUCAGUCAACCAGCAAACCCAAGAGGAGAGUCCUGUAGAAGUUCACACUGCUGAAGAUGUUCCAAUUGCUGUAGAAGUGCAUGCGAUUUCUGAGGAUUAUGAUAUAGAGACAGAAAACAAUUCCUCUGAGAGUCUCCAAGACCAAACUGAUGAAGAACCGCCAGCUAAACUUUGUAAAAUUCUUGACAAGAGCCACGCUUUGAAUGUGACUGCCCAGCAGAAGUGGCCUUUACUGAGAGCUAAUAGCAGUGGCCUCUAUAAAUGUGAACUUUGUGAGUUUAACAGCAAAUAUUUUUCUGACUUAAAGCAGCAUAUGAUCCUGAAGCAUAAACGUACUGAUUCAAAUGUGUGUCGAGUAUGCAAGGAAAGUUUCUCUACCAAUAUGCUUCUGAUAGAACAUGCCAAACUACAUGAAGAGGAUCCCUACAUUUGUAAAUACUGUGAUUAUAAGACAGUAAUUUUUGAGAACCUCAGCCAGCACAUUGCAGACACCCAUUUUAGUGAUCACCUUUAUUGGUGUGAACAGUGUGAUGUACAGUUCUCCUCAAGCAGUGAACUCUACCUACAUUUCCAGGAGCACAGCUGUGAUGAACAGUAUUUGUGUCAGUUCUGUGAACAUGAAACUAAUGAUCCAGAAGAUUUGCAUAGCCAUGUGGUAAAUGAGCAUGCAUGUAAAUUAAUAGAGUUAAGUGAUAAGUAUAACAGUGGUGAACAUGGACAGUAUAGCCUCUUAAGCAAAAUUACCUUUGACAAAUGUAAAAACUUCUUUGUAUGUCAAGUAUGUGGUUUUCGGAGUAGACUUCAUACAAAUGUCAACAGGCAUGUUGCUAUUGAACAUACAAAAAUUUUUCCUCAUGUUUGUGAUGACUGUGGGAAAGGCUUUUCAAGUAUGCUAGAAUAUUGCAAGCAUUUAAAUUCACAUUUAUCUGAAGGGAUUUAUUUAUGUCAAUAUUGUGAAUACUCAACAGGACAAAUUGAAGAUCUUAAAAUUCAUCUAGAUUUCAAGCAUUCAGCUGACUUGCCUCAUAAAUGUAGUGACUGCUUGAUGAGGUUUGGAAAUGAAAGGGAAUUAAUAAGUCACCUUCCAGUCCAUGAGACAACUUGAUUAUUCUCUUUAACUUACAGAAUGUUAGUUUAAAAUAAUAAAUUCAUCCUUUUUUUGGAGAUGAUUAAAUGGAUGACUGUAAACACAACUUAUGAAAUUUGCCUUUAACAAGUAACUUUUUUAAAUUAUAAAAUUUUAUUGGCAUUGCUCCAUUUUCAGUAUAUAAAUAUAUCUUUAAUGUGGUAUUUUCAAUUGCGUGAUAGUUUGUAGUUUUAACCACUCUUGGUGACUGUCAUCCUGUUUCUUGCAUGUUCUCUGAUUUCAUGAAUUGAAAAGAAACAAAUGUAUUGAAGAAAUGAGCUACAGUUUUCCUUCCUUAACCAUGGGUGCUAGUAACUUUUUAAAACUCAAGACAAGAUUAGUUUUUUGUGUAUGAAGUCAUUAAAUUAUUACACGACCAGAACUAAAAUGCAACAUACAAUUGAGUCCACGGAUACUCCCAUUAAUAAGAAGUAACACUAGGAAGCCACUAUUAUCACAGGAAGAAAAGAUUUGAUUUUCAUGCCAGUCUGUUUUUUAAAAAAAAAUUUUUUUGAGCCCCUGUCUAUUGUUGAAUAUUUUAAGAUGGGAUGAGGGAGGAACUAAUAAGGGCUUACACAAUAAAAAAUAACUAUAUCAUAA